CGCUUACGAAGAUGGUGGAAGUUUCUUCUUCCUUGAAGUGAAACCCCGACCCGAAACCCAAACAUCCUGUACGCCGAGGGCUGGGACUUCACUGCGGCGUUACCAACUUUGUUUCAUAGCCUCCUUUCGGUGCCGGGCCUUCAUCCCAGCCCUAUGUCAUGGACAGUGAAGUCGCCAAGGCGGGCACUUCCAAUGGUUACCCUAUGAAGGCGCAGCUACAAAUCAUCGUGCUAUCAGCAAAACUAAAAGAGAACAAGAAGAACUGGUUUGGUCCCAGUCCUUAUGUGGAAGUGACAGUCGACGGCAAAUCCAAGAAAACAGAGAAGUGCAACAACACCCACAGCCCCAAAUGGAAGCAGCCGCUCACUGUGAUCGUGACUCCUUUCAGCAAGCUGGUGUUUCGUGUGUGGAGCCACCAGACCCUGAAGUCAGACGUGCUGCUGGGCAUGGCCACGCUGGACGUCAGCGACACACUCAAGUCUAAUGAUAUGAAAAUCUCUGAGGUGGUGCAGACCUUACAGCUGUGUGACAGAGACCAGUCAGAUGUGGUGGGAGACCUGUCCGUCUGCUUGGACGGCAUGACCGUCGACCCCGAGAUGUUCGCCUUGGCAGAAGCAGACCAUCACACAAAUGGGAAAUCACAACCUAAUGGGGAUUAUUCUAUCAGGCGGAGUAGAGACAGCUCUCCGGCUGUGGACGGGGUGGAGCACCGGCCUUCUCCUAGCGGCCAGAGAUCAGCGAAAAGCACCGGCUCUCCCUCAGUGUCGUCAGGCAGCUCGCGGCCCCUUCGCCCACCCAGGCCCUCCAGACCUCCUCCUCCAACCCCACGCAGACCCACCUCUUCACCAGCAUCUUCCAGCAACGGCUCUGGACCAGCUGAUGCCAGUGACGCUCAGUCGGGUUCCGACACACCCGUGCACUCGGGAGCCUCGUCGGCCCCAGACGCCAGUCCUUCUGCAGGCUCAGACAGGGAUUCCGCAUCAGCCUCCGGCUCUGCACCCGCAGCGACCAGACAGUCCACCAGCAGCAUCACGCCUGCUGCCACUCCCAGGGUCCCUGCAGUCACAUCUGGACCGCUGCCUCCUGGGUGGGAGCAGAGGGUAGACCAGAACGGCAGGAUGUAUUUUGUGGAUCACGUGGAAAAGAGAACAACGUGGGAACGCCCUGAACCGCUGCCCCCUGGCUGGGAACGCCGUGUCGACCAGAUGGGACGGGUCUACUUUGUUGACCACGUGAAGCGGACCACCACGUGGCAGCGUCCCACGAUGGAGACGGUCCGUAACUAUGAGCAGUGGCAGCACCAGCGCAGCCAGCUGCAGGGAGCCAUGCAGCAGUUCAACCAGAGGUUCAUAUUCGGGGCACAAGAGCAGGUCUCAGCCACUCAGAAUAAGGAGUUUGAUCCUCUCGGGCCUCUUCCACAUGGAUGGGAGAAGAGAACAGACUCUAAUGGCAGAGUUUAUUUUGUACAUCACCCUACACGGUCAACGCAGUGGGAGGACCCACGAACACAGGGGUUGUUGAAUGAGAAACCACUUCCAGAGGGCUGGGAGAUGAGGUUCACUGUAGAUGGUAUUCCCUACUUCGUCGACCACAACAGGAGAACCACUACCUACAUCGAUCCUCGCACUGGAAAAUCAUCACUUGAAAAUGGGCCUCAGAUCACCUAUGUUCGAGACUUCAAAGCCAAAGUACAGUACUUCAGAUUCUGGUGCCAGCAACUGGCGAUGCCUCAACACGUCAAGAUCACCGUUUCCAGAAAAACACUGUUUGAAGACUCCUUCCAGCAGAUCAUGAGCUUCAACGCACAGGAUCUACGAAGGAGACUGUGGAUCAUUUUCCCCGGAGAAGAAGGCCUCGACUAUGGAGGCGUCGCGAGGCAAUGGUUCUUCCUGUUGUCCCAUGAGGUAUUGAACCCCAUGUACUGCCUGUUUGAAUACGCCGGCAAAGAUAACUACUGUCUCCAGAUCAACCCCGCCUCCUACAUCAACCCCGACCACCUUAAGUAUUUUAAGUUCAUCGGACGCUUCAUUGCCAUGGCUCUUUUCCAUGGAAAGUUCAUCGACACGGGUUUCUCACUGCCAUUUUACAAGCACAUCCUAAACAAGCCACUGGCCCUCAAAGACUUGGAGUCGAUUGACCCUGAAUUCUACAACUCCCUCAUGUGGAUCAAGGAUAACAACAUCGAGGAGUGUGAGCUGGAGAUGUUCUUCUCUGUCGACAAAGAAAUCUUGGGGGAAAUCACCACCCACGAGCUGAAACCAGCAGGAGGAGACAUCCAAGUCACUGAGGAGAACAAAGAGGAGUACAUCAGGCUGGUAGCAGAGUGGAGGUUGUCCAGAGGCGUGGAAGAGCAGACACAGGCUUUCUUCGAAGGCUUUAACGAGGUCCUCCCACAACAGUACCUUCAGUACUUUGAUGCUAAAGAGCUGGAGGUGAUGCUGUGCGGUAUGCAGGAGAUCGACCUUUCAGAUUGGCAAAGAAACACCAUCUACAGACACUACGCUCGGAGCAGCAAACAGAUCAUCUGGUUCUGGCAGUUCAUAAAGGAGAUGGACAACGAGAAGAGGAUGAGGCUGCUGCAGUUUGUCACUGGUACCUGUCGCCUGCCUGUAGGCGGCUUCCCUGACCUCAUGGGAAGCAACGGUCCCCAGAAAUUCUGUAUUGAGAAGGUGGGAAAGGAAAACUGGCUUCCCAGAAGUCACACGUGCUUCAACAGACUGGACUUGCCCCCCUACAAGAGUUACGAGCAGCUGAAGGAGAAGCUGAUGUUUGCCAUUGAGGAGACGGAAGGUUUCGGGCAGGAGUGAGAGAAACCGAGAGAAGAUGAAACAGUGGGUGCAGGAGUCUGAAGGAAUAAAACACCACCAGUGUUCAAAUCAGGGAGCCUCUUCAGAAUAGGCGGGUGUUUCAUGUGUUUGUGCUCAUGCAUGCAUGCACCUGUAACGGUACUUUUUAUGGGUGCGGGUACGAGACCGUCGCCCGCAUGUUGUCGCAAAGGAGCCGUCGUCUACCCUGCACACCAUGCUCGCAGCAGGCCUCUCAGUUCCUGAAUGGUACCUGAAAUUUUAGUAUUCUUUUGAAACCAAAAUACAGAAGCUGCUCCUGUUUUUUUUUCUCAGAAUGUGCGGCACAUUAUGCAUGGGAUCCUGUAACCUCACCCUUUAUGACAUCUGAUUAACGGGACUGCGGUAGCUUUUCUUCCCCAUACGUGUGAUUUUCUAAUGGCAAGCAACAGGGUGGCCUUUAGAGUUGGUGUAACCAGAAGGGUCACAGGUUCCAACAGUCAUGUCUUAUCAAGGUGUCUUUGAUUAUCUGAUUCCAUCUUAUUAAGUUGCUCUACAUUAAAGCAUCAGGCAGAAUCAAGAGGGUUAAAACAGGGUUAAGUUUCACCAAAAGUCAACUUUCUCGCGCUAAGAUUGUUUGUUGCAUUAGAAUGAGUUGUGCUUCCUUUCAGCGUCAUCCACAAUUACUGUCAUUUCCCAUCAUGUCCUUAAAUUCCUCACACUUUUGUCUGCAUCUCUCCUCAUGACUAAAAGUUGUUUUUAAAGCAAACAGUAACACAUGACAAUAUAAGAUGAUAGCUUGGACUUAGUGGAUCGACAGUAUGUUAUGAAAAGGAGUGUUCCAAAUUAACGCUUAACUACAGGCAAUCUUGGUGCUUCAAAGACAUUUGGGAGACAUGCUCAAUAUAAGUGAAGAGUGAGAAACUCUAUAGUAUUUGAUCUGUGAACCGCUUAAUGAUUGUGAAAAUGUGUUGUAGCCUCCAAUAUUUAUAGUGGUGGUAAACUUGGGAGACUUCAACAGAAAUUAAAUCAACCCUAGUUUUAUAGGGUUCAGAGUUUGUACGCUGUGAUGCAGGAUGGGACUUACGAGUAUUCUGGGAGAAUCUUCUAAGUUAUUCAUCUCAAUCUUAUAUCAUAUUUUACACCCCCCACCUUUUAAUUCAUUGGGCGGUCUAGAGGAUUUUCCCAGAGAGAAAUCCAUCAUGGAAUGAAGUGAGUAUUUUAAAAUGGUGUUUCAGUACUCAAGGUGUAUUUUUAUCUAAGUGACACAAAAGUGGAAAAAAAUACCAAAAUGCAAGUCAAACCAAAUCAAUUUCUUUUCAGUUUAUGGAAAAUCCAGAAUGGCCUCUGAAAUGUGUAGUUUGCAAUACAUCUUAAAGAAGAUCCGUGUAGCUCCACAUGCACAUGUAGCAUUGUAUGAAGAGUGACAAAGCAAUGGACAUGGUGGUAUGCUUAAUAUUUUAUACCUAUUUUAACUCUGUGCAAACCACAAAUUAAAUGGGGAAAUUAAACUAAUAUAUAUGAAUUGAAUCAGUGGAUCACCUAUGAAAAAUCAAUGUGGAAUCCAGUUGGAGCCGUACACAGAAACACUCUUACAGUAACACUAUAACUGCAAACACUAGCUUGGUUUGGUUUGACUGACAUUACACUACAUCUGAUCAACAGUAAUAGAGUUUAAGAAGAUGAUUAAUCUCAUUUAUUUGGAGUGAAUGAAAGCACCAGGUGGUGUGGUGGCUCAUUUUUUCGAGUGUCCUUGUAUAUUGGCGAAUAACACUGAAAAGACAGGUUUGGUUACUGAGAGAUAUUGGAUUCAGGUGUUGGUCUGAUGAAACACAGCACUUUCUUUUUUUUUUUUUCUUUUAAAUUUCCCUCCACACUGUGGCACAUCCAAUAUUGGUUGUCCCAGUUUAGGCUCUUUGUUUCCACAUGCAUGGUGUGGUGUUCUUGUUUGCCUUAUUAUCCACCCUCAGGUGUCAAGCAUCUUCUUUUUAGCAGCUUGACACCAAGAAAGAUGAUUGAUCAUGUAAGCUUUAUGGCCAAAUUAAUCAUUCUCACCUUCUUGACCCUGCUGUGGAAAAAUAACCAGACCAAGAGGAGUUUGAGAAGUCUUACUGAAGAAAUUGUGCCAGUGUGGAGAAGCUUUAAGUCUUGAGCUGAUGACACCUGGCUAGUCAGAGCUUCAGCAGGAAUAACAACCACUGAGAUGAAGUUAGCAUAGAAACAUUGAGAUUUAACGAAUGUAUCAUGAUGAAAAGUCGAUUGAUAAUGUUGCCUAUUUUACAUCUUUGCCUCAGAUUCUUACCCCUGAUGCAGAGUGUUGUAAUAUUUGAUCACACAUUUUAACUCCCAGGGACAUAGUAGUUAAACAAAUAUGUAGGCCUAAAAUAUCAUAACUCACCACUCUGUUCAUUUUUUUUGUGUUUGGUCCCCAGAAUCCUCCAUGUGCGACUCCUGUAUAUGAAAACAAGUUGUAAAUGGUGUCAAUAACAAAUUUUCUUUUGUAAAAGAAAGGUUUUAAUAAGAGGUUUAUGGUAACACUAUAUUUUCUUUUCCCUGUUUAAUUUCUGAUGUACAUGAAAGAUGUGUAAUAUAGAAAUUGUCACCUUAAUAAAUUAAAU
Molecule: messenger RNA, 5401 nt
Organism: Scomber japonicus (chub mackerel)
Lineage: Eukaryota; Metazoa; Chordata; Actinopteri; Scombriformes; Scombridae
Gene: itchb
Product: itchy E3 ubiquitin protein ligase b
Exons: 24
Coding region: 159-2807 (882 amino acids)
Biological process (GO): ubiquitin-dependent protein catabolic process; protein K48-linked ubiquitination; protein K63-linked ubiquitination
Molecular function (GO): protein binding; ubiquitin protein ligase activity
Source: RefSeq, a predicted model, not a curated record